Populus trichocarpa (black cottonwood) is the source of this 1506-nucleotide messenger RNA. RefSeq names its product protein RADIALIS-like 4. NCBI's taxonomy places the organism in Eukaryota, Viridiplantae, Streptophyta, Magnoliopsida, Malpighiales, Salicaceae. Gene Ontology annotation, molecular function: DNA-binding transcription factor activity. The record is from RefSeq and is a predicted model, not a curated record. Bases 519 to 815 code for a protein of 98 amino acids. The transcript has 2 exons.
CAAUAAGAAUCCAAUGCUAAAAAAAUAAUUAAUCAGAUUCUAUUUCUGGGUGUUGCAAGAAAUGGUUAAUGAAGUAUCAAGCUUUGUCGUUUUUUGAUUAUUGGUAUCCUGAUUUGUACCGUAAGGAUUAGUAUUGUUUUCUUCCAUUGUUGAGUUUAUUACCCAAUUGCUUACGCGUAGAGCUGGACUUAAUUAGCAGGGCCAUUUGUCUCUGAUACAAAAAAAUUGACCCUCUCCUAUAAAAACAAAAAGAGAAGAUUUUGCAGUUCAUAACAAGCAUAUCUGACACAACCCCAAAAACUGAAGGGGAGUUAGAAUCUGAAAACAGAAUCAAACAAGCUACCAGAGAAAAUUCUGUCAAACUUCUUCGAUGAAUACUAUAAUGUGAAUGACCAACUGGGUCUUCCUUAUUUUCCUGAAAAGUUCAAGCAGGUGUCGGGAGUGACCAGAACUAAAAGGGGGAUUGGAUUGGAUUGUUUUGGUUUGGUUUGGUUUGCUUACCUGUGUGAUCUGGUGAUAUGGAUGAUUUUCCAAAAGUUAUGUAUGGGUGGAGCUGGGAAGAAAACAAGCUGUUUGAGAUGGCUUUGGCUGUGGUUGAUGAAGAAGACCCAGAUAGAUGGAAGGUGGUUGCAGCCAUGGUUGGUGGGAAGAAGAGUGAAGAGGAUGUGCAGAAACAUUAUGUGAUCCUUUUAGAGGACUUGCAGGGUAUAGAGUCCGGUAAAUUGGAUCAUAAACUUGUCGGAGAAGCUCAGCCUUGUGUUCAAGUUGACUGCACUGAAUCUGUAUGUUGGACUGAUGAAGAUCACAAGGUCUGAAGUCAGUAAAAUGCAUUCUACUCACCGGAUAAGAGUAAUCUUACUACCGGACAUUCGAUAAAAUUUCUUGCUGUUAGGAGGCGCCUGAUUAUUAUCUUGGGAUUUCUAAUUCAUUUUCUAUUCAGAAUUUCAUUUUUAAUCGGUUGGUCAACCAUGUGAAUCCAAUAUUGCUAGUCUGAUCAAUAAGGGGCGGAUUACAGAGAAAAUGUUGUGGUCAUUCCACUGCUUUCUACCAAGGGUUCUUUGGUCAGCAAACUCCUCCAGAAAAAUGCAUCAGGUUCUUGCUUUUUGUUGUCUGAAGGAAGUGAUUUCAGGUUGAUGCAUUUUUAUUCCCGGUCUCAUGGAAAAGAUAAUACAGUUCAUUUUUGUGGAGGGUUCUCAAAUGUAAUCCACCGUUCCUCACUCAUCGUCUGGCAAGCCUUGAGGAAACUAGGUCUAAAACCCCUUGUAAUAAAGAAAUUAAGCAUAGAAAGCACAAGGGAAAUCAACAUCUAUGUCUCGAUAGAUUGAUCAUUUUAGCUUCAAUUAGUUGUAUGUUAUGUAGCGGUGACUGGAGCCUGCUAUCAUGGUUUAUUUUAUGUCUUUAUUCCUGGACAUGUCAAAAAUUCUCCUUACCAGUAGCUUUUUGAGCUCCAGAGAAGAUUUUUGUUCCUUUGGAAUUUGGGUUAAAUGUCAUAUUUCUUCUGUUAAA